CCCGCUGUCCUGCCAGAUGACUCGGUGCCCGCUGUCGAGCUUGAUGACUCGGUGCCCGCUGUUGUGCCAGAUGACUCGGUGCCCGCUGUCGUACCAGAAGACUCGGUGCCCGCUGUCGUGCCAGGUGACUCGGUGCCCGCUGUCGAGCUUGGUGACCCGGUGCCCGCUGUUCUUCCCGAUGACUCGGUGCCCGCUGCCUCAUCUGAUGGCCCGGUGCCCGUUGCCUCGCCUGAUGGCCCGGUGCCCGCUGCUCCGCCUGAUGGCCGGUGCCUGCUGCCCAGCCUGAUGUGCCUCUGCCUGCUGCCCAGCCUGAU
Staurois parvus is the source of this 314-nucleotide messenger RNA. The record is from the annotation of a GenBank genome assembly. Lineage: Eukaryota; Metazoa; Chordata; Amphibia; Anura; Ranidae.